Messenger RNA from Helianthus annuus (common sunflower), 375 nucleotides. RefSeq lists its product as uncharacterized. NCBI's taxonomy places the organism in Eukaryota, Viridiplantae, Streptophyta, Magnoliopsida, Asterales, Asteraceae. The record is from RefSeq and is a predicted model, not a curated record. The transcript has a single exon. Bases 1 to 375 code for a protein of 124 amino acids.
AUGGCCGGUUCAUAUACAAUUGGUGUAAAUGGGUCCCUAAUAAAUGUAACAAUUUUUAUGUGGCGCGCAGAAUUAGAUAGAUUACCAACUAAACUUGCUUUACGGCGGAGGAGCAUUAAUGUGGAAGAUAUGGGCUGUUCUUUAUGCGGAGAAGGGGUCGAAACGGUGGAUCAUUUGUUCACAGCGUGUAGUGUUUCAUGUGGCGUUUGGAGUGUUGUUUCUAACUGGUGUAAAGUUCCUCAAAUAUUUGCAUUUACUUUCAACGAUCUACUUGAACUGAGGAGUAAUAUAAGUGGGACGAUUGCAAAAAAAGAAGGCGUUUUAUGGCGUGGUGAUCAUUGUCUGUUGGAGGAUUUGGAAGGCGCGCAACAAUAA